AAUGUUAUUAGUAUCAUACUUUAUUAUUACUUUAGUAUUAGUAUCGUUUGUUAAGAGAUUGAUAAGGUAAAUUUAGCCGGGUUAAAUCAGUUGAUGCUCUUAUUUUUUACUUGCCAGAAUUCGUCCGAAUGGCUGCAUCCGAUGCUGCAUCCCGGAAAGCAGAGUUCAUCAUAGCGGACAAGUAUAGAUUAGUAAGGAAAAUUGGGUCUGGAUCCUUUGGGGAUAUCUACUAUGCAAAGAGCAUUAGUGGAGACGAGGAAGUUGCCGUUAAAAUGGAGAAUAUUCGUGCGAAGCAUCCACAACUCUUGUACGAAAGUAAAGUCUGUAAACUUUUGAAAGCACAUGGAAUUCCUGAGGUUAAGUGGUUCGGUACCGUAAAUGACUACAAUGUUCUUGUGAUGCAAUUACUCGGACCUUCACUGGAAGAUUUAUUCAAUUACUCUCACCGUCAGUUUACCCUAAAAACGGUUCUCCACCUCGCCGACCAAAUGAUCCAGCGCGUUGAAACGGUUCACAAUAAGGGUUUUAUUCAUCGAGAUAUCAAACCGGACAACUUUCUCAUGGGGUCGGGCAACGAAACAUCCAAAGUGUUUAUUAUCGACUUUGGCUUGUCCAAAAAGUUUCGUGAUUCUAGGACAAGAGGUCACAUUCCUUUUAGGACCGACAAGAGUCUGACCGGCACAGCAAGAUAUGCCUCCAUCAAUGCUCACAAAGGACAUGAACAGAGCCGACGAGACGAUUUGGAGUCACUAGGAUUUAUCUUAAUGUACUUUCUUAAAGGCACUUUACCGUGGCAAGGACUCAAAGCUACUACCAAGAAACAAAAAUAUGAAAAGAUUAAAGAUGUCAAAAUUGGUACAAAAAUUGAGGAUCUUUGCAAGGGCUUCCCCCAUGAGUUCGCAGACUACUUAAUCUACUGUCGCAAUUUGGAGUUUGAAGGUACUAAGUAGUUUGUAACUACUUAGGGUAGUUACAAAUAGAAUUAAUUAAUAAUAUGUCUAUUUUUGCUUUAUUUUUCUUUGAAGAGACGCCCAACUACAGCUACUUACGAAAACUAUUUCGGCAGGUAAAAAUCUAAAAUCUAUGCACCUAUAAAAUAGUUUAAUAUACACAUGUAGAGAUCUAGAUAAA
Molecule: messenger RNA, 1131 nt
Organism: Folsomia candida
Lineage: Eukaryota; Metazoa; Arthropoda; Collembola; Entomobryomorpha; Isotomidae
Product: casein kinase I-like
Exons: 8
Coding region: 129-950 (273 amino acids)
Biological process (GO): signal transduction; peptidyl-serine phosphorylation
Cellular component (GO): cytoplasm; nucleus
Molecular function (GO): ATP binding; protein serine/threonine kinase activity
Source: RefSeq, a predicted model, not a curated record